CAGCGGUUCCCUCCAUGGACGACUCCAGUGUUUCUGAAGGGUCAGGACAAUGUCUGUGUCGGGAGAAGUUGGAUCUGUCCUGUAGGAUUCAGCCUACUAUUUUACCCGCCGAGACAUACAAAUCACAUGGUACACGGAAGAUGACGUCAUGCUACCAUCUAACAUCGGUGACCCCCCACAUCUCCCAGGCAAUGACGGACUCUAUCAUACCUCCAGCACUUGCACGUUACAUCACAACAAUGAGGAUUUUAGGAAGGAUUUUCCGGCAUGUCGGGUUCAGCAUCUGUCAGCCAGAUAGAAUCCGAAAGCACGUGCCUGUGACCCUGAGAUGCGAUUCUUCUCUCCGCCCACCCUGGACCCCAUACAGUGCUCCCCCGCACCCCCUGAGUUUGGGCAGAAGGUGACGUUGUCCUGCAGAAUCAGUAACAUGUACCCCGGAGAUCCCGCCAUUCAGUGGUAUCGGUCUCUGAUCAAAUAUACCGACGAGAAAUGGAAGGACCACAUCCAGGAAGAUCCCCAGUCCAGGAUGUUCUCCGGAACCACAGAGCUGACACUCACUCCCACGUUGGAGGAACACGGCGUCCCCAUCCGCCUGGAGGUCACACAUGGGGGGAAAAGACUGUCAUUAGAGAAUAUACGCUACACCUGAAAGGGGUCCCAGUUCUCAGUGAGAUCUCCAGUGAUCCCCGUAUACCGGAUUAUGGAAAGUCUCUGACUCUGCGCUGCGAUGUGGAUGGCUGUAAUCCCGGACACACCCCUGAGGUCAUCUGGUCAGAGGGUGGAACAGUGCUGAGGAGAGAAGAGCAGAGAGUGACCCGAGGCAGAGGAGACGUUCUGUCCUGUUCUCUGACCUUCACACCGACAGCUGAGAAUAGUGGGCGGGUCUAUACCUGCAGAGUGACGCACAGAAACAUGGAACAUUCUAGUGCCAAAAACCUGCACCUGAGGCUCCCA
Molecule: messenger RNA, 954 nt
Organism: Staurois parvus
Lineage: Eukaryota; Metazoa; Chordata; Amphibia; Anura; Ranidae
Source: the annotation of a GenBank genome assembly